UUUUGUAAUAUUUUACAGGUUUUUGUUAUAUUUUGUAUUCUCUUAUUAUUUUAAUCAUUUCAAAUGAAAAAUGAAGUGCAAGACUCUUGGAUGGAAAUGACUUUUGAGUUAGCGGAGGUCGCUUUAAAAUGUGGAGAAGUUCCGGUCGGCUGCAUUCUCGUAUUCAAUAAUGAAAAAGUAAUCGGCGUUGGGCGAAAUGAAGUGAAUGAAACGAAAAAUGCAACACGGCAUGCUGAGGCAGUAGCAAUAGAUGAUGCUUUUAAAAACAUUCAUAACGAUAUGACAUCCGAAGAAUACAAACCACCAAAAGAAAUAUUUAAGAACUGUGUACUUUACGUUACUGUUGAGCCUUGUAUCAUGUGCACUGGCAUGCUUCGAUGCAUGGGUGUUCCAAAGGUUAUUUACGGUUGCAAGAACGAAAGAUUUGGUGGUUGUGGAUCUGUGUUGAAUAUAGAUCUAGAUGAAGAUAUAACAUCUUCACUUGGACCGGUGUUAGAAUGCAUUGGAGGAAUACAAUCUGAAAGAUCUAUCAAAUUACUAAAAGAUUUUUAUAAGCAAGAAAAUCCAAAUGCACCAAAUCCCAAUGUUCGAAAAUGAACGGCUAACAGUUAUGGCUGUGACUAGGGCUGGGCAAUUUUGAAUUCCUGAUAAUAUCAGAAUCGAAUGGAAUAUUUUUUUCGAAUCGAAUCUCGGAUACUUGGGAUUCAAUGGGAUAUGUUUUUCAUUGUAAUUGGUCCUGUCAACACAUGAAUAACUGAAAACAUAGAAUACAUCACUGAGACAGAUUGCGGAGCGUUCAUACACAAUGAAAAACACUUACCGGCAUGUAACAAUACCUCACUACAGAAAAUAGUCAUUUGUCAGAAUUGCAUUGAAAAAAUAUGCCUUUUUCACCUCGACCAUUGGCGGAUGGAAAAAAACAAGAUGUCGGCGAUUCUGUACCGCUUCGAAUAAUUUAUCGAAUGUUCGAUUCGAAGUGCUCAGCCCUAACUGUGACCAACUCAGAUCAGAUUAGGUUGCUGAGAUUUAUUCAAAUAUAGUAUAUAUUUUCUGCUUAUGAGCUAGAUCCCAUGCCUGGUAAAGCAAGAUUGUCACUUUCAUUAUUUUGCUUACAUGAGUUUCUUGAUCCUUUGUUUCAG
Styela clava is the source of this 1139-nucleotide messenger RNA. Its product is annotated as tRNA-specific adenosine deaminase 2-like. NCBI's taxonomy places the organism in Eukaryota, Metazoa, Chordata, Ascidiacea, Stolidobranchia, Styelidae. Gene Ontology annotation, cellular component: nucleus; cytoplasm. Gene Ontology annotation, molecular function: zinc ion binding; tRNA-specific adenosine-34 deaminase activity. The record is from RefSeq and is a predicted model, not a curated record. Gene Ontology annotation, biological process: tRNA wobble adenosine to inosine editing.